Silurus meridionalis is the source of this 2367-nucleotide messenger RNA. RefSeq names its product ETS variant transcription factor 1 (gene etv1). The record is from RefSeq and is a predicted model, not a curated record. Bases 476 to 1843 code for a protein of 455 amino acids. Gene Ontology annotation, molecular function: sequence-specific DNA binding; DNA-binding transcription factor activity, RNA polymerase II-specific. The transcript is spliced from 10 exons. Gene Ontology annotation, biological process: cell differentiation; regulation of transcription by RNA polymerase II. Gene Ontology annotation, cellular component: nucleus. NCBI's taxonomy places the organism in Eukaryota, Metazoa, Chordata, Actinopteri, Siluriformes, Siluridae.
AAGGCACCUCAUGUGUCAUGCAUACAUUAAAGAGGCAGAGGAGUCUAGAGGGAGACCGAGGAGCUUCUACUGCGAGUGUCAUCACAAAUUACCAGGAGAACUUGCGAUCGCACUCACUCUCUUCUCCCCCGCUUUUGGCAAACGCUAAGGCAGCCGAGCCACCACCACCACCACCACCACCUCUCUCCCUCUCUCUUUCUUUCUCUCUCUCUCACACAUGCACACACACUCUCUGCUUCUGUCAUUCUCUCACCAUCAUCCUCUUAUAGUGUCUAUAUAUGAAACCUUCUAAAGAACUACAGCUGUCAGUGCUGCAUGCUAAGUAUUUUUUCACUUUCUGGACAAAUGGACAACUUUUGAGAAUGCUCAGAAGGGUUGCAGUCUGAGCAGCAGCAUCUGCAAGUUCUUUUUUUACAUUUUUGAAUUGAUUGAUUUUUUUUCUGAUGGAAAGACAUGGUUGUUAUGGUGUAACGGGAUGCUUCAGGACUUGAGCGCCAGCGUCUUGUUUCCUUCUUGCUUGCAGCACCGGCCUUUAGCUCAAGUUCCGGACAAUGAUGAGCAGUUUGUUCCUGACUUUCAGGCUGAAAACUUGGCAUUCCAUGGGCUGCAGUUGAGGAUAAAGCGUGAGCCCCACAGCCCCUGCGCUAAUCUGGGAUCAGCCUGUAGUCAGGAGAGACCCUUCAAGCUCCACUAUGGAGAGAAAUGCAUGUACAAUAUCAGUGCCUACGAGCAAAAGCAUGCAGCAGGAAUGAAGGGCUCCAGUCCUGCAAAUACACCUUGCAGCACACCAGUGUCCCCUCAUCAGCACCAUGUGUCUCCCAGUGCCGGCCUCACCCCCAAACCAGACAGAACAUACCCCCACCUCAACGGCCCACAGCCCCUCCCAGACACUACCUACAACAUUGACCACAGGUUCCGGCGUCAGCUAUCAGAGCCGUGUCACUCGUUCCCUUCACCGGCUCCAAUGGGGCGAGACGGGCGUCCCUUGUACCACAGGCAAAUGUCUGAACCCAGCAUUCCCUUUCAGUCCCAAGGGUUUAAGCAAGAAUACUCGGAUCCUCUGUUUGAGCAUCCGCUCAUAGUGGGAGCCCCCCUGCCUCAAUCUUACCCCCCUUCUAUGAUGAUAAAGCAAGAGCCACGAGAUUUUACCUAUGACUCAGAAGUGCCUAGCUGCCACUCUGUUUACCUGAGACAAGAGAGUUAUUUAGCUCAUUCAAACAGAGCUGAAGGUUGCAUGUUUGAUAAAGGCACCAGGCAUUUCUACGAUGACACGUGUGUAGUACCAGAAAAGGCUGAAGGUAAAACACACUGUGGAGAAAUUGAUGUGAUCAGCUGUUUCAUGACUGCAGGGGACAUCAAACAGGAGGCAGGGCUUUACCGUGAGGGUCCCACCUAUCAGAGGCGCGGUUCACUGCAGCUCUGGCAGUUCCUAGUAGCCCUGCUUGAUGACCCCUCCAACUCCCACUUCAUUGCGUGGACGGGCCGAGGAAUGGAGUUCAAACUCAUUGAACCUGAGGAGGUGGCACGACGCUGGGGGAUCCAAAAGAAUCGCCCUGCCAUGAACUACGACAAACUCAGCCGCUCGUUACGCUAUUACUACGAGAAAGGGAUCAUGCAGAAGGUGGCAGGUGAGAGAUAUGUGUAUAAGUUUGUGUGCGACCCCGAGGCCUUGUUCUCCAUGGCCUUCCCUGACAAUCAGCGGCCCGUCCUGAAGACCGACAUGGAGAGGCAGAUAAAUGAGGAAGAAACCGUGCCUCUGUCGCACUACGACGAAAGCGUGGCAUACGUUCAAGAUGGAACCUACUGCAACCCACACCCUUACAGCGAAGGCUACGUCUACUGAUCAUGGAGCACAGACUUCUGCCACAUUGGUCUCACCUUUUAAAAUUUGUAAGAAUUCAUAAACUAGUAUGAAAAGUUAUGAGCGGUUCCAUGAUUGGGGUGGAGUGGGGAGUUAUCGCUCAUAGUUUUUCUUACAAUUCUAUUCAUAUAAAUUCCAACAACAACAACAUCAAUAUAGUAACUCUCUCAUUAGAAUUCUUAUGAAUUUUGUGUGAGAUCAGGACUUCUCCGGAUUCCUCUUUCUGUCGUCUCUGUCGUUCCCCGGGACAAAGAGUGCACUUUAUGGACAGAGAAAUGGGCAGCGUGUAAAACCUACUGUCCUAGUUACGGUAGCCGCUCCUUUGACGUUGUUUCUUUUUCAAUAAGUGGGAGGGUGGGGUGGGUUGAGCAUGCCAGAUUCACACAGGACAAACUCUGGAAAAAUUGACUCUUUCUGGAACUAUGUGUUCAUCUAUUUAGACAGGUUUCUAGUCUGGAGAAUGUGGGUGAAUAAAUCUCAACCUCUUUUACUAGGAUAUCUUUAAA